CAAGUUCACCCCGACUUGUCCUCUCCCUCUCUCACCCGCCGCCUCUGCCUCGACGCGACGCGACGCGACGCCCGAAGGGACACCGGCGACGCUGCAGCGAAUGGCCAUGGCCGUGAUCCGCCUCGCGGGGCCCGGCGCCCUCCUCCCGCCAGCGCCGUCUCUCCGGCCCCGGGCGCGCGGUUGCGCCGUGCGGCUGGGCCUGCGCGUGAGGUGCCGCGCGGCCGGCGGGGACGGGGAGGAAGGGAAGGAGGAGGAGGCGCCGGAGUCGCUCUUCGCCAGGGAGCUCCGGCGGCGCGGGAUGGCGCCGGGGUCCGCGACGCCGGCGGAGGCCAAGGAGGCUGAGGAGGGGGGAGCGGGGGCGGGGAGGAAGCGCGGCGUGGCGGCCGCGGCGGAGUUCGAUCGUGGCGCCGCCGCGGACGGCCAGCGGGAGCGCUCCAUGGCGCUCAACAGCGAAGGCCUCGAGGGCCUUGUACCACGGGCAAAGUUACUAUUGUCACUUGGCGGUACCUUCUUUCUGGCAUUUGGGCCCCUGAUUCUUGUUACUGUUUCUCUCUUUGCUGGUUUAUAUGUGUACUUUGGACCAAGUUUUGUGCAUGAUGCAAGCAAGAAUCCAGUGUCGCCACCGCCAUACAUUGAUCCAUAUCAGCUACUGGAAGACGAGAGGCUCACCCUGCCCUCCCCAGAUGUGUUCUGAACCUGAAUAUUGCAAGAACAAGUGCACUAGUGACCACAAGAAAUGGUCAUACGUACAUAGCUUAAUACUUCCUUUUUGUUUGUUUUACUAGGCGACUAGCUGUAAAUGCAAAUAUAGCUGUAGACUGUUAUAAUGAAGCAUUUAACACGAUAUCCAUAGAUUUCACGUCAACGUUGAUCUCUGAACAA
Panicum virgatum (switchgrass) is the source of this 882-nucleotide messenger RNA. RefSeq lists its product as uncharacterized. The transcript is spliced from 3 exons. Bases 101 to 694 code for a protein of 197 amino acids. Lineage: Eukaryota; Viridiplantae; Streptophyta; Magnoliopsida; Poales; Poaceae. The record is from RefSeq and is a predicted model, not a curated record.